AACAUUAAUGCACGAGAGAUACAAUCACAUCCCCUCAACCAUCUCCGACGUGGGGAGGAGAGGCCGUUACAAUCGGCAAAUGUGGACGCCAUCGUUUAUUUCCGUGAAGCCAAUCCCAGUCUGUCUCUAUGGUGUUUUAUUUUUCAACAAGCCGAAUAGAGCUCGGUUUUUUCCGUGCAGUAGCAAUUAAAGCCGAGAGUCUUUUGCGCGAGGCACAGGCAUCAGUCGGUUUGGGUAGCACUGUAAAAUUGUUUACGUCUUACUGAACAAGUAGAUAAGUAUUUUGAAAAUGGAAUCAGCCAACCAGCUCAUGUCUGUUGGAACGUUUCAAGUGCUUAAAUUACCCCUUGGAUUUAUCAGCGUUUUGGAAUGGCUUUUUGCCAUUUUUGCAUUUGCAACAUGUGGAGGCUACAGUGGACAGCUGCGGGUUAGCGUUGACUGUCAGCUUGACAAGGCCAGCAGCAACCUCAGUAUUGGCAUCGAUUUUGCCUAUCCUUUUAGGUUGCACCAGGUGUCCUUUGAGGCUCCGCUGUGUGAUGGGAGGAGGAGGGAGAGUCUCUUCCUCAUUGGGGACUAUUCUUCCUCAGCUGAGUUCUUCGUCACCAUUGCUGUGUUCGCCUUCCUCUACUCCCUCAUGGCCACCGUAGUCUACAUCUUCUUCCAGAACAAGUACCGAGAGAACAACCGAGGCCCUCUCAUCGACUUCAUAGUGACCGUGGUGUUCGCCUUCAUGUGGCUGGUCAGUUCUUCGGCCUGGGCCCAGGCCUUGUCGGACGUCAAGGUCGCCACAGAUCCAGAUGAGGUGCAGGAGCUCAUAUCUGCCUGUAAGGUCAUGACCAACAAGUGUGGCUCAGUGCAAGGACCCCGUUGGUCAGGCCUUAACACCUCUGUGGUGUUUGGCUUCCUAAACUUCGUCCUGUGGGCAGGAAACAUCUGGUUUGUUUUCAAGGAGACUGGCUGGCAUAAGGGAGGACCUGCUCGGUAUGCUGGAGCGCCACCCGAAAAACAGGCCGCGACCUUCAGCCAGCACCAGCCCUACAACCAGGGCAGCUUCGACCAGUCAGGAGGCUACAGCGGCCAGGGAGACCGGGAGCAGGCAUCAGAAUACAGUCCUGUGGGUGAACCCACCUCCUACUCCAAUCAGAUGUAGCCUUGCAGUCUGAUUGGGACAUCAGUGUUCUAUAAGGGCAAAUUCAAUCAGGGGUUAAGGAAGGAAAGGGUUGAAGGGAGGGAGGGGGCAUGAGGGGCUAGCUCAGUUUGAUCCUCUGAUGCAUCACGUUGUUGGUGUCCUGUUUGUGCAAAAACAUUUAAAAAAUGUGUCCAAAUGACCUACAUGCAGUUCUUAGGUAACAAUAUUCUGGUGCCAGAAAAGGUAAGUUGUCGAUUGAUACAGUUCCACGCGUUGUAUUUUGAAGUAUUGUACAAAAUCUAGAUUUUAGUUACGUUUUUAGAUGUUGUUUUCGUGAAUGUUGUAUUGCCUUUUUAACGAGACGUCUUUUUCAAACUGGUUUGUACUGUCGUGGAAGAGAAAUGUGGUCUACAAUUGUAUAAUUCUUGAAGUUUCCUAUAUAGUCUUGACAAAGUGCAUGAAGUGGUGCUAUGUGUUUCUAUGCUUGUUUGUGCACAUUCUAAUUGUGAAACUGGCAGGAUUUAAUCUCAGCGUUACAGCAAGGUAACAGUAGCAGUUUAUUCCUCAUUAUUAGAAUUUUAUUUAAUCGCUUGUAUUUAUUUAUAUUUUUUUCAAGACAUCCUUUAUAGUAUACACUAUAUUUAAAUAAAUGUGUUUUUAUUUUAUAUAUUUAGAAUGAUUAUUUAAAUUGUAUAAAGUUUUAUUUCACUGCACUAAGGAAGAAUUGUUCGCUGUCUGCCAUGUUACACAAGAUGCCCUUGAUCAUAAAUGGGUUUUAUGUAUUGAUUUGUGGGGAGUUUUUGAUGUUGUUGUUAACAAUUGUAAAUGGGAAAAGUGUUUGUACCCGCUCUGUUUACAAAUGGUUGCUCUUGAUUCAAAUGAAAGAAUCAUUUCAUACACAUCCUGGAGCUAGCUAGCUAGGCCCCAGUGAAAAAGGGCCAGAAUAACUAAGUUGCAAUUAAAACAGUGAGCUCAGCCAAGCUUGUCUGUAUAACCAUUCCUGAACACCCUCCAUUUUAUCUGUCAUGUUUUCUCUGUCUUGAAUUCUAUAAACAAAGUCAUUCAGGUUUGUACAACUUUUGGAAAGUUUGUGCAAUGUAUAAAAAUAAGUCUAAUGAGAUGGUGUCUGAUAUUGAUGAUGAUAAUGAAUUAACCAUGUGUCUUCAGUGUCAAAGCAUGUGGUAAAAAGAAACUCCAUGUAUGUACUUGCUCUUCUGUCCGUGUAACAUUAUAAUUUGAACAAUUUGAAAACCAUUUACCAGUAUUUGUAAUCUGUUUAUGAUUACUGAGGGUGGAUGAUAUUUUACAAGCAUUUUGAAUAAUGCUAAUAAAGAUGUUGUACAAAUCCA
Oncorhynchus kisutch (coho salmon) is the source of this 2478-nucleotide messenger RNA. Its product is annotated as synaptoporin-like. Gene Ontology annotation, cellular component: synaptic vesicle; synaptic vesicle membrane. The record is from RefSeq and is a predicted model, not a curated record. The coding region runs from base 290 to 1150 and encodes 286 amino acids. The transcript has 6 exons. NCBI's taxonomy places the organism in Eukaryota, Metazoa, Chordata, Actinopteri, Salmoniformes, Salmonidae.